Messenger RNA from Dryobates pubescens (Downy woodpecker), 2317 nucleotides. It is a transcript of the gene GLRA1, whose product is annotated as glycine receptor alpha 1. Gene Ontology annotation, biological process: chloride transmembrane transport; chemical synaptic transmission; regulation of membrane potential. The coding region runs from base 889 to 2265 and encodes 458 amino acids. The record is from RefSeq and is a predicted model, not a curated record. Gene Ontology annotation, cellular component: postsynaptic membrane; plasma membrane; synapse. The transcript has 9 exons. NCBI's taxonomy places the organism in Eukaryota, Metazoa, Chordata, Aves, Piciformes, Picidae. Gene Ontology annotation, molecular function: extracellularly glycine-gated chloride channel activity; transmembrane signaling receptor activity; glycine binding.
CUCCCAAGAUCUGGCGAGUCCUAGCAGGGGAGAGAGGGCAGAGGGGAAAUGAGAUGCAUUAGGAGGACACUGAGCCACUUUCUUUCUGAGCACAAUGGGAGUGCUUCCCAAGAAACUUCCCCUUUGCUCCCCUCCGCUCUAGCCCUGAGCAAUGGGACACCUUCCCUACAGGAGCAAUAACUUAUUCGGGAGGAAAAUAGCCCAGGAAGCGGGAACCAACAUCAGCCAAACGGCGGGCAGGAAAGCGACACAACCGGGACUGCAGCACGGCUCCACACUGACAAAUUCCUCUGGAUGUAAUUAGGAAGACACCCCGGCUAGCAGCGGAGGCUAAAGCCCUGUGUGGUUGAGGGUCGUCCCCCGGCUCCCAUCUUACCCCCACCACCCCGAUGGCAAACGUACAACCCCUGCGUCUCCCCUUCUCGCCAGCCUGAUGUCCGGAGCGAGAUCCCGCUGAAAGGAGAUUUCAGUGCGGGAAGCCGUGGUCCUCUGGCCCCGAGCACCACUGCAGUGGCGGGUGGCGGGGGCACAGGCGAAGAGAAGAGAGGACAGAAGAAGAGAGAAGCGGAGCGGAGGGACGAGCCAAGGCAGCGCCGGACCGGAGCCGCCGGUCGCUCCGCAGGCGCCCGCGGAGCGCCGAGCGCCGCCGCUGUCCAGGGUACUGACCGCGCACUGCCGCUGUCCAGGGUGCUGACCGCGGAGCGCCGCCAGCCGCUUCCCUGCCCAGCCUGCCUCGGGAGGGGCAACUCGCUUCCCCUACCAAAUCUCCCCAAGUGCCGGAUUACUUUAUUGGCCAACCCCACCGGCCCACCCCUCACGGAGUACAAAAAAACAACCAACACCAAACCCAAACAACAACCCAAAGCAACAACAGCGAGAGCUGGAAAAAUGUGCAACGUCAACGCACUCGGAGUCUACGUGUGGGAGACGAUCGUUUUCUUCAGCCUGGCAGCCUCCAAAGAAGCCGAAGCAGCUGCACGGUCUGCACCCAAACCAAUGUCUCCUUCUGAUUUCUUGGACAAGCUGAUGGGGAGAACUUCAGGAUAUGAUGCCAGGAUCAGACCAAAUUUUAAAGGCCCACCAGUGAAUGUCAGCUGCAACAUUUUCAUCAACAGCUUUGGUUCGAUUGCAGAAACGACUAUGGACUACAGGGUGAACAUCUUCCUGAGACAGCAGUGGAAUGACCCACGGCUGGCCUACAACGAGUACCCUGAUGACUCCUUGGACCUGGACCCCUCUAUGCUGGACUCCAUCUGGAAGCCUGACUUGUUCUUUGCUAAUGAGAAGGGGGCCCAUUUCCAUGAGAUUACCACAGACAACAAGCUCCUGAGGAUCUCCAGAAAUGGCAAUGUCCUCUACAGCAUCAGGAUCACGCUGACUCUGGCUUGUCCCAUGGACCUGAAGAACUUCCCCAUGGAUGUACAGACGUGCAUCAUGCAGUUAGAAAGCUUUGGCUACACAAUGAAUGACCUCAUCUUUGAGUGGCAAGAGAAAGGAGCUGUGCAAGUUGCUGAUGGGCUGACACUGCCUCAGUUUAUCCUCAAAGAAGAAAAAGACCUGAGAUACUGCACAAAACACUACAACACAGGCAAGUUCACCUGCAUAGAAGCUCGUUUCCACCUGGAGAGGCAGAUGGGCUAUUACUUGAUCCAAAUGUACAUCCCCAGCCUCCUUAUUGUCAUUCUGUCCUGGAUCUCCUUCUGGAUCAACAUGGAUGCUGCACCUGCUCGCGUUGGCCUGGGGAUCACCACAGUGCUCACUAUGACCACGCAGAGCUCUGGCUCCCGAGCAUCGCUGCCCAAGGUGUCCUAUGUGAAGGCCAUAGACAUCUGGAUGGCUGUGUGCUUGCUGUUUGUGUUCUCUGCGCUUCUAGAGUAUGCUGCCGUCAACUUCGUGUCUCGGCAGCACAAAGAGCUGCUCAGGUUCAGAAGGAAGAGGAGGCACCAUAAGAGCCCCAUGCUGAAUCUGUUCCAGGAGGACGACGCCGGCGAAGGCAGGUUCAACUUCACCGCCUACGGGAUGGGGCCGGCCUGCCUGCAAGCCAAGGACGGCCUCUCCGUCAAGGGAGCCAACAACAACAACACGGCCAACCCGGUCCCCCCGCCCUCCCGCUCCCCCGAGGAGAUGCGGAAGCUCUUCAUCCAGCGGGCCAAGAAGAUCGACAAGAUCUCCCGCAUCGGCUUCCCCAUGGCUUUCCUCAUCUUCAACAUUUUCUACUGGAUCAUCUACAAGAUCGUCCGCAGAGAGGACGUGCACAACCAGUGAGGGGAAAAAAAAGAGGGGAGCAAGCCGGGAGGGAGCGGAGCAGCCCUUUAUC